GAACGAAAUUCCCCCCAGUUCAUUCAUCGCCACCGCCAGCCAAAUCGAUUCCCGGCGAUGCCCGCGCCACCGCCAGCGCCGUGGCCCGUGUCACAGGACCUCGCGGCGCUCGCCGGGCGCGCCCGCUCCCUGUCCCGCGGGGACGCCGGCCUGGCGGGCCUCGCCGCGGCGCUCCUCCGGAUCCAGCCCGUCGCCCGGGAGCUGGAGCGCCGACCGGGGCCCCCGCCCGGCGGCGCCGAGGCCCCCGCGCUGCACGCCUGGCUCGCCGAGCUGGGGGCCGCCGUGGCCGACGCCGAGGACCUCCUGGACGACCUCGACCGCCGGCGCCUGGCCGGCCCGGCGAUCUCCAGCUGCGUCGGUGCCGCCCUCCGUGGCCCCGGCAGGAAGCUGCGGCGGCUGGCCGAGAGGCUCGACUGCGUCCGCGACGGCUCGGAGCGGCUGCCGCUUGGCCGUGCAGCGGGGUGCGGGGUGCGAUCGCCCAACCGCGUGACGGGCUCCGUCCUCGCCGAGCGGAGGGUCUUUGGGCGUGACCAAGUCUGCGACGACAUAGUCGGCAGGCUCGUCGGUGAUGGCGAGGAAAUAUGUCGUCCGGUUGCGCCAGUUGUUGCAGUGGUUGGCCAUGGAGGCAUGGGAAAGACCGUGCUUGCUCAGUGCGUCUACAAUGAUGCGAGGAUUCAAGAGUACUUCGAUCUUAGAGCUUGGAUCUGCGUCUGGGAUAGGUUGGACGAAGCUGAGCUCACCAGGGAGAUAUUGCAGUCCACUGGUGGUGCAGAUGAUACAUCCUACGAUGAUAGUUUGGAAAUGUUGCAGGAGAAGCUUGGAGAAGUGGUUGCGUCCAAGAGAUUCUUCCUAGUUCUUGAUGAUGUUUGGAAUGACGAGGGGAAGACUGAGCUGCAGAAUAGGUCCGUGUGGAAUAAAGUGUUGGCACCUCUUAACUCUGCCGCAAUCGGGAGCAGGAUCUUGGUGACCACUCGGAUGAAGCUAGUAGCAGAGGUUCUCAAUGCUGCAUACGUGAUCACGCUUGACGGAUUAAAAGUUGCAGAUUGUUUAUUGUUGUUGAAGGAGACUGUGUUGAGUGGUGAAACCAUGGAUUUUCCUCCAGAGCUGCUAGAGUUUGGGAGAGCCAUUGCUGCAAAGGUGAAGGGUUCUCCUUUGGCCACUAGAGUUAUUGGGGAAAUGCUAAGGAACACCAGGAGCACACGGAAAUGGAGAGCAAUGAUGGACACAGAAAUUUGUGAUAAUAUUAUUAUCUCCUCCCUCCAACUCAGUUAUCAACACUUGCCAGGUCACCUCCAGCGCUGCUUUGCGUACUGCAGCAUAUUUCCAACGACUUGGAGGUUUAAUCGACAUAAGUUGGUAAAAAUGUGGAUAGCUCUCGGUUUCGUUCAACCACCAACAGAAGGGAAAAGGCUGGAAGAUUUAGGAUACAAAUACUUUGAUGAUCUCCUAUCACGGUCCUUCUUUGGGUCUGCAAAUAAAGAUCACCAAACAUAUUACUUCCUGGAUGACCUAAUGCACAUUUUGGCACAGCGUUUUUCUGCUCGAGAUUGCAUGAAAAUUAAUGAGGACAUUCCUGUUGUGAUUCCACCAACUAUUCGUCACCUAUCUGUCUCAACUGAUUAUUUACCACAGUUGAAGGGCAAAUACAGGUUGGGAAGGCUGCGGACAUUAUUAGUUCUCAGAAGCUCGUCCUUACCCUCGAGUCAUUUCCCUAGUAAACUUCUGGCCAAAUUUAAGAACUUGCGUGUCCUGGAUCUAAGUGAAUCUGAUAUUGCAGAGUUACCAGAAACUAUUGGUCAGUUGGUUCAUCUCCAUUACCUAGCUUUCUGCAGUAUGACUAACAAACUUCCCAAGAGCAUAUACAGGCUUCAAUAUCUUGAGGUGCUACCUGUAUUGUUGUUCCAAGAUAACCAUCCUGGAGGUGCUGGCAAAUUUGCUACAGUUAAAAAUCUCAAAACAUGCUAUGGAAAUUAGGUCAAUUAAGAUUUGAUGUGUAAGGGUAUGCAUAAGAGUUGAACUUCGUUCUUCUUAGAUGACAGUGUUAUGGUCAGAGCAUUAACCUACGAAGUUGAUUGGUUAAUAACAUGACCAGCUUCCUUGUGUGCUUUCAGAAUCAAAGUUUACAAAUGAUCCAGGAGCAAACAUUAAGUGCCAUAUUUCUUCUUUUUUUAAGAGAGGAGCAAUUCGAUACCUGCAAGCUGUAUAAUUCAUUUGGACGCGACCUGUCUUAUGUGAUUUGGUGUCAGAAUAACUCCAAUUCGGUGGAUCAAGAAUCAGGUUGUUCACAUCCUUUGGAAAUUAAACUGUUCCCUAUUGGUUUUUUUGCUGAUCUCCAGGAUGGUACUUUAUUUGUGGCCUUUAAAGCUCCCAAUUACUGGAGUAUCUGCCAGUUCUGCCUAAUUUUUGUAUCCUCACAAGCUGUGUAUAGUUCAUUUACAUUUCUUUUCCUUUUGAUUUCUCAUUUUGUAAGGUAUUGUAUUUUGGUCGUGUUCACUAUUAUUGCUUUUCUACAAGAAAAGAAGUAAAGUUAUGGUACUCUGGGACUAAAUUUAGGAUGCAGUUUUGCUUUGA
Messenger RNA from Panicum virgatum (switchgrass), 2571 nucleotides. Its product is annotated as putative disease resistance protein RGA3. The record is from RefSeq and is a predicted model, not a curated record. The coding region runs from base 58 to 1974 and encodes 638 amino acids. Gene Ontology annotation, molecular function: ADP binding. The transcript has a single exon. Lineage: Eukaryota; Viridiplantae; Streptophyta; Magnoliopsida; Poales; Poaceae. Gene Ontology annotation, biological process: defense response to other organism.